Messenger RNA from Microcebus murinus (gray mouse lemur), 5451 nucleotides. RefSeq names its product phospholipid phosphatase related 4 (gene PLPPR4). Gene Ontology annotation, molecular function: phosphatidate phosphatase activity. Gene Ontology annotation, biological process: phospholipid dephosphorylation; phospholipid metabolic process; signal transduction. Lineage: Eukaryota; Metazoa; Chordata; Mammalia; Primates; Cheirogaleidae. The record is from RefSeq and is a predicted model, not a curated record. Gene Ontology annotation, cellular component: plasma membrane.
AUAGCGUUCGUUAGUGGGGUGCUUCCGUGUUUCAGGGAGCCGAGGUGUCCCCUAGGUAGAAAAUCCUCAGGACGUGCAGUCGUGCCUGGGUAGCAACCAGCUGCCAGUGAGUUCUACCACGGCCUACUUUAUAAUAUGGGAUGGGAGUUUUAAUCUCGCGCAGGUUCAGGUCGGCUUUCUUGCUGUAGGUCAGUGCGCUGGCGCCGGGCUUCUGCUCUUCAGCAGUCCUGAAGUUAGCGUUCCUGGGCUGGCUCAGAAGGACCCUCGGGAGGAGAGAAGGUGUCUUGGCUCCCCAGCUUCGCUGCUGCAGAAACCAGGGGUGCGGCGGCGUCCCUCUUUGCCGAUUCUUGACGUCAGGCUCCUCCGACAGCCCCGAGCCGGGCGGGCAAGGGCGGUAGGAGCUGCGGGCGGGCGCCGGGGAGGGGAAGCCAUUGCAGCAACAGCUUGGCGGAGGGAGCUGGACGUCCUCGCCAGAAACACAGGCAGCGGGAGCCAGAGCCGGGAGGACGAGGACCUGCCGGCUCGGGAGUCGCGGGGUUGCUGCAACGCGGGCGGGGAGGAGGCGGGGGCGCUGCAUGCAGCGCGCUGGCUCCAGCGGCGCCCGCGGGGAAUGUGACAUCAGCGGCGCCCGGCGCUUGCGGCUGCAGGAGGCGGCUCGCCUGGGCUGCGCGGAGCACACCUCGCCCGGGGGAGCACGCAGACCCGGGCAGACGGCAGGGAUGUCGGCGAAGGAGAGGCCAAAGGGCAAAGUGAUCAAGGACAGCGUCACCCUCCUGCCCUGCUUUUAUUUCGUCGAGUUGCCUAUAUUGGCAUCAUCGGUGGUUAGCCUCUAUUUCCUUGAACUCACCGAUGUCUUCAAACCUGUACACUCUGGAUUUAGCUGCUAUGACCGGAGUCUUAGUAUGCCGUACAUCGAACCAACCCAGGAGGCGAUUCCAUUCCUCAUGUUGCUAAGCUUGGCUUUUGCUGGACCAGCAAUUACGAUUAUGGUGGGAGAAGGAAUUCUCUACUGUUGCCUGUCCAAAAGAAGAAAUGGAGUUGGCCUGGAGCCCAACAUUAAUGCCGGAGGCUGCAACUUCAACUCUUUCCUUCGAAGAGCUGUCAGAUUUGUUGGUGUUCAUGUAUUUGGACUAUGUUCUACAGCUCUCAUUACCGAUAUCAUACAACUGUCCACAGGAUAUCAGGCACCAUACUUUCUGACUGUGUGCAAACCAAACUAUACCUCUCUGAAUGUAUCUUGCAAGGAAAAUUCCUACAUUGUAGAAGAUAUUUGCUCGGGAUCUGACCUUACAGUUAUCAACAGUGGCAGGAAGUCAUUCCCUUCUCAACAUGCGACCCUCGCUGCCUUUGCAGCUGUGUACGUUUCGAUGUACUUCAAUUCCACAUUAACGGAUUCCUCUAAGCUUCUGAAACCUCUCUUGGUCUUCACAUUUAUCAUCUGUGGAAUCAUCUGUGGGCUAACACGGAUAACUCAGUAUAAAAAUCACCCAGUUGAUGUCUAUUGUGGCUUUUUAAUAGGAGGAGGAAUUGCACUGUACUUGGGCCUGUACGCUGUGGGGAAUUUCCUGCCUAGUGAAGACAGUAUGUUUCAGCACAGAGAAGCCCUGAGAUCUUUGACAGACCUCAACCAAGACCCCAGCCGAGUUUUAUCUGCCAAAAACGGUAGCAGCAGCGAUGGAAUUGCUCACACAGAAGGCAUCCUCAACCGCAACCACAGAGAUGCCAGCUCGCUGACAAACCUCAAAAGAGCAAAUGCCGAUGUGGAAAUCAUCACUCCACGGAGCCCCAUGGGGAAGGAGAACAUGGUUACCUUCAGCAACACACUGCCGAGAGCCAACACCCCAUCGGUAGAAGACCCGGUCCGAAGAAACGCAAGCAUUCACGCGUCUAUGGAUUCCGCGAGAUCAAAGCAGCUCCUCACCCAGUGGAAGAAUAAGAAUGAAAGUCGGAAGCUGUCCCUGCAAGUAAUAGAGACUGAGCCCGGCCAGUCACCGCCCAGAUCCAUAGAAAUGAGGUCAAGCUCGGAGCCAUCGAGGGUGGGGGUGAACGGAGACCACCAUGCUCCUGGCAAUCAGUACCUCAAGAUCCAGCCUGGCACAGUCCCCGGGUGCAACAACAGCAUGCCUGGGGGGCCACGGGUGUCCAUUCAGUCUCGCCCCGGGUCCUCACAGUUGGUGCACAUCCCCGAGGAGACCCAGGAAAACAUAAGCACCUCCCCCAAAAGCAGCUCUGCUCGGGCCAAGUGGCUGAAGGCUGCCGAGAAGACCGUGGCCUGCAACAGGAGCAACAGCCAGCCCCGAAUCAUGCAAGUCAUAGCCAUGUCCAAGCAGCAAGGCGUCCUCCAAAGCAGCCCCAAGAACACCGAAGGCAGCACGGUGUCCUGCACUGGCUCCAUCCGCUACAAAGCCCUGACAGACCAUGAACCCAGUGGGAUCGUGAGGGUCGAGGCUCACCCGGAGAACAACAGGCCCAUCAUACAGAUCCCGUCCACCGAAGGCGAAGGCAGCGGCUCCUGGAAGUGGAAAGCCCCGGAAAAGGGCAGCCUUCGCCAAACUUACGAGCUCAACGAUCUCAACAGGGACUCGGAGAGCUGCGAGUCCCUGAAAGACAGCUUUGGCUCUGGAGACCGCAAGAGAAGCAACAUUGAUAAUAAUGAGCACCACCACCAUGGAAUCACCACCAUCCGCGUCACCCCAGUAGAGGGCAGCGAAAUCGGCUCAGAGACGCUGUCCGUGUCUUCUUCCCGCGACUCCACCUUGCGGAGAAAGGGCAACAUCAUCCUAAUCCCGGAAAGAAGCAACAGCCCCGAAAACACUAGAAAUAUCUUCUACAAAGGAACCUCCCCCACACGGGCUUACAAGGACUGAGCGAUGGCCAUCCCAUCCUUUGGGCUACUCCCGAAAGACCACGUAUCCAUUCCACCUGUGCUCUGUUCCGGCCGACUGGGAAGUCUCGCCAAGCUCGGUCGUCCACCAUCAGCCCGGAACUCUGUGACUCUGAAGAGCGACUACACUGAAACUUGUAGAUUUCACAUCAAGGGGAGGGAAAAGCACAAUGCAAGAACCUAACUAAUGCGAUAAUAAUGGGAAGCGUUUUCUUCAGACCUGUCUCCAAACUCAAAAGGGUUUGCAGAGGGCAGUUCCAAAAGAAAGUGGUUUCCUUCAAAUCUGUACUAUUUUACUUCCUGAAUGUGCCAACUAUGGGGAUUUUUCUUUAUAAUUCGCUGUAAGAAUCCAGAACACACACAGGUUUUCCCUACAGCAGAGGCCAUGCAGUAUUAUAUAUUCAUUUUGCAGAAUCUGCACCUAAAGCUCAAUAUGGGUGGUGCUGAUUAUUAUAGUGCGUAUACCAUGUAAACUCUCAAACUCUAUUUAGCUGUGAUAUAGUGAUGUGCAAUUCCUUGUCCAAGAAAUACUACUUUAUUAAGAAGAUGCUGGCUGCUUUGUGUUAGAAUAGGACACCCCUCCAGCUUCUCCAUAGUGGCUGUCACAGUCAAAAAAUGAAGAGGUUUAUGUGCAUUUCUUCAAAAUUCUGCUUCCUUCAACAUGAAAAAUUGUGUAGGAAUAUUUUCAGUGGAAGGGAAUAACUAGUACUUUUCUGCAUAGUUUUUCUGCUGCUUACUUUUCGUUUAAAUAUAGGUACUGCUAAUGAAUCUUUUAGUGAGUAAAUUUGCAUAAUUUUAAAAAUACAUUGUUUUAGAGAAUCUUUUGAAAUCGUUGUGAUCAUAUUUUGCUUUUUAUGGCUUCUUCUUUAUUUACAGAUUUAAAAAUUUUUUUUUGAUGCUAUAGAUACGUUCUUCUAUUUUAAAAGAGAAAAUAACAAUUGAUGUUUCUUGAGGAAAAUAUACUGCUGUGAAUUUAGAAACAAGAAAUCUGAGCCAAAACUUGACAUUGUGGGUUAUAUUGCCAGAAAUGUUGGUCAAGUUUACCCUUAGGUAUCUCCAACCAGCUGACUUAGGUUGCCAUUUUAACAAGCAAUCUGAAAAUUCUAUUUGGCUCCAGAUCAUUAAAUUUUUCGAUAAUCUGAUGACCCGUAAAUUAGAGCCGCUGUAGUUGGGUUUGACCCUCUUCCCUAAAAUAUUUCUGUUAAUUGGAUACCAACAGGAAAAAUCUGAAAAAAAAUAAAUAAAUAUUGAUAAGUAAAAGUAUCUCAUGGUAUAAAUGAAGAAUGUAUUGCUUCAAAAUAUCUGAAUAGGCACAGCUUUCGUGCUUAAUGUGCAAACAAGAGUUUUUGCUACCUAUCCUAAAUCAAGCCUUGAGCCUAAAUCAAAGGGAACCAAUAUCAUUGGUAAUAAUAUUAAAAACAAAAUGUUGUGAAGAGUUUUCCAACUUAAAAAUUUAAAGUAUGAGAAAUAUUUGGUUCUUGGAAUUUAGUAUUAUACCUUUUUUACACCAUUUCUUAAGAAUUCUAAUAUACACUUGAUGAUUGCCAAGGGAAUAAAAGGAAACAACUGAGCUGGUUGAUCUGAUUUUCCUUCACUUUGCAAUGAAAACAAAAGUAACAGGAGUUGUUUAGAGAUGAAUAGCAUCACAUCAUUAUCAGUUUCUACAUGAAAAGGGCAGAGCUUUCUAGAGAAACCAACCUCCUAAGGCAUUAAGAAUUUAGCUGAAACCAGCAGAAUUGAAAACUCUCUGGCAAUAAAAUACAGACUCAACCAUAUCCCUUCUGGCAAUUUCUUUCUCAGAGAGGGGAGUGGGAGUAAAACGUUGCCUUCCCCACUUCUCGCCACCACCACCACCAUGACACUCCUGCUGGCUUUUGCCAGUUCAUAGAGGGAAAAGGUGGACUGGUUUUAGUACUCUGGAGAACAAAAAUCGCUGCAGCAUUUCCGGUGCAGUAUGCUAUUUCCUAAUCUUUCCUAUUUCUUAACAAAAGAUUUUAAAGUACUUCUCUAGUCAUUGAAGUUUUUUUCUUUACAUAGAUAUUGAUAUAUUCUUUUUCUACUCAAAGUGCCAAAGGCUACAGUUUUUAAUGACUUAACAAAUUGUACCACAUUGUUAAGGAAAUAUAAUGAUAGACACUAGAACUCAGACCUCUGCAUGUAUAUUUGAUAACAUGUCUUUUGUAAAAAAAAAUUACAAAAAAAAUUUGUUUACAUUCCACUGGUACCUUAAUUUAAAAUAAAUCAGACUAACAGGUGGUAUCUCUUCUUAGUGUUCUAUUUAUCUUAUUUGCUAAUGGGAGCACUUCUUCCUUUGUUAGGCUGUGCUUUAUUGAUAAAACCAAGUAUUGAAUAAAGAGAGUUAAUUAUCUUUUUAAAGUAAAUAAAAUUAUGAGAAUAUAUAUAAUAUAUAUAAAGUAUUGUGUUUAAUAAAAUGUUAUGCAAUGUUUUCCAAACUGAUAAAGUUUGUAAAGUGCUAUAAAUGUAUUUUGUUAAGUACAGAUCAAAGCUAUUGUGUGAGUAUAUUGUGCUAACAUCAUAGAAAUAAAGAUUAGAUUUCUUCAUCAAAA